UAAGAAAUUCUAUACAAUCAUAAAAAAAUUCACCUGCUCUCAAUUCAGGGUAUAUGUGUAUGCUGCAGACAGUUUUUUCCAUUUGUGUAUGAAAUAUCACCUGAAAACUUUAAAUGGUGUUUUGGUUAUGAACAUAUAUAUAGGGCCCUAAGUUGAGAUAUAUAGAAUACCGAAGCUCACGAAAUAAUAUAUUGACUGUGAAGCGUAAAAGACAUUAUCUAUAUUUUAAAGUUUGUGCAAAUAUUGUCCUUGUAAGCCUUGAGGAAAAUAUAAAGUAUACAUAGAUAUUAAUCGUGGGUAGCCAAUGGUAAGGAAAUAGACACCGGUUAGUGGUGAGGGGGGUUGUCAAACUUAAAUCUGUGGUGUGAAUGAGCUUAUAGACACCAUUGUUUGUAUAGUACUGUUACAGUAGUCAUUGAUGGACUAGCCUGCGUUCUGUGUGUGGCACAUAGAAAAAUCAUGGUCUAUAAGCAGAGGAUUUUAUGGAUACACAAUUGAGGUAACGCAGAUCAUCAAUAAUCAGAUCAUGGUGGUUUGAUAGCAUCACGAAAGAUUGAAAGAUCUGGAGGUCUACAGUUACGAGAAACAUGCUCAUCCUACACAUGUAAAGAAAAAAAACACCCUAGAGCACUGGACAUGAUUCAAGAGUACACACAGGGACAUCACAUCUGUUCUAGUUCACGUUAAGGAUUUAUACAAAUCAAAAAGGAUGACAGUUGAAUCAGCUGAUGCUCAGCCAGGAUAAACUUUGUUAAAAACUACACAAAAAGUGAUUCAGAGAUUCCAGAAAUGGCUGAACUAAAAGUUCGAGUGGAUGGAGUUUCCAGAGUGGUUUGUGGUGUGACAGAUACCACCAGUUGUCAGGACGUAGUGAUAGCUUUGGCACACGCCAUCGGAAGGACAGGCCGAUUCACUUUGAUAGAAAAAUGGAGAGAUAGUGAAAGACCCCUCCUUCCAUCAGACUGCCCAUUACAAGUUCUUCACAAAUGGGGAGAAUAUGCCAAUGAAGUUCAGUUGCUGUUGCACCAGUCAGACAAAAAAGAUCAAGUUUCUCAACAACAGCAGCAACUAAACAAAAUAGAUUCUGGUUCAUACCCUGUGAAGGAAAAGGAUAGUGGUAUUAGAAGAGUCCUCACAUUCAGUGGUGCUCACAAUACAGAGAGCACCAAACGACCUCCGAACAAAACACCGAAACAGCGGCAGUACAUGGGUAAAAUCAGUGAGGAUCUACAUCCUGGAGUGUCCAAUGAGAUUACAAACUUGCAUCAGGGUCAAAGGUCAAGGGAGGAUGUGCAUUACAGACCGGAUAAUCAGAACUUUCAUCCAGCUUUUCGAGAUAAGGAGAAUGUGUUACUCAAUGGUGGGAAUACAUUUCAGCAGGAUGUGAAGAAAGGUGUGCGACCUGGACAAAACGGUGUAAUUCAUAGACACCCAACUCCUCCAACUGAACAAGUGCAAUUACAAACCCGUGCUGUUCAUAAUAACAUAGCUGACUUCAGAAAUCCCAAACGGAUGGAAGCCAGGGUAAAUCCCAUUCAGAGGAUAUCACCCAGGCCAAUGCCUGGAAUAGAGCAAUCGGGGAAAAGUGCAUUAUAUCCUCCUCAUGCAAAAAUUAAAUAUAGUGAGGAGAAUGUUCAUGGGGGAGAGCAAGUGAAUAAUUCUUUGCCAUCUUCUCAUAUUGACAAUGUCAGAGCCUCUGCCUUCCAGCGUGUUGUUUCUAAUAGACAAACUUCACCACAUCGCUCAAAAGAAGUGGAGACUGAUCAAAAUGGAGAGGUAGAGGAAUAUGAUUUAGAUAGCAACUUUCCAAAUCUUCCAAGAGAAAGAGUGAUGUUAGAGGAGUACCGAAUGCCUGGUGAUGGUCACCAUGACAACAGUCACAUCGCAACAGACCAUAAAGAAAGAGUGAAGCUUCAGAGACUGGUGAACAUGCAACAGGAAAGGAUAAAGAUGCAGGAAUCACAAAUCUCCAUCAUAGACACAGAACUAACUUCUCUGGAAGAAAAGCAGAAAGAAGAAUCCCAGGAAAUAGAGAAAAUCACAAGUAAAAUUAAAGAACUUGAGGAAGUAACUAAAAAGUAUGAAGUGGAAAUCUGUGAACUUGACUCCACGUCAUGGGUGGAUGUUAUAGAAGGUGAGAAGCAAACAGCAAAGAAAAUCCACUUGGAGAUCAAAACAUUCAAGGAAAACACCAGCACAAAAACAUCAGAGCUUAACAAACUCAGUGAUAGACUUCCUCAGAUUCAGAGAGACAUUGAUAGUGAAAAGGCUGGGAUAGAACAGGAAGCCCGACAGAGAAAAGAGGAGGAAGACAAGCUAAUGGAAGAUCUAAAGUUUGUGAAAGAAAAACUAGAUGUAGAAAACAAGAAAAUUGAUACUGAUAAUACAGAGUUAGAAAUGGUUGAACAUGAGCUAAGGGAACUUCAGAACAAGCUGGACCAACAAAAAGAUGAGGUUAUCUCACUUGAAAAGGAGUUGAAAGUUGUGAAUUUGAAGGAGUUUCAGUUUUCACCAGGUCCAGUAAGAAAGAACAAAUCUCUGGAAUCUGGAGAAGCUGUUUUGAAGAUAUUGGAGGGGAGAAUGUCCCCAGUCAAGGGCCUCAACAGGAAGAUGGCCGUCAGUCCGGUCCUGUCAGUUGCGAAGGACCCAGACGGGGUGUGGGUGUGACCACAAAACCAGAUGGGGUGUGGGUGUGACCACAAAACCAGACGGGGUGUGGGUGUGACCACAAAACCAGACGGGGUGUGGGUGUGACCAAAAAACCAGACGGGGUGUGGGUGUGACCACAAAACCAGACGGGGUGUGGGUGUGACCAUGCACAGACCACAAAAACAGAUGGGGUGUGGGUGUGACCACAAAACCAGAUGGGGUGUGGGUGAACCACUGAAAGCAGGACAGCAGCAAGAACCAUUAUUUUAUAUUGCUGACCAGACCACAUCCUGCCUUGUGUGUGUUUGAAUAAAGAACAAUGCAUUCCCCUUUGUAUUGUAUACAGGUUUAUAUCCAUGUAUGGUUGUACAUAUAUAUGUGGGAAUGAAAAACAUGCACAGAGUAAAUUUUUAUUAUCAUUUAAAUAUAGAUUUGCCUUGCUUUUUGUGCAUGAAGUUUUUGCAAGAUUUGUUGAUAUCUGUAAGUAGAGACAAAUGUUGGAAGGAUAGGAUAUUUUUCUAUGUUUGAACAUUUGCAGUUACUAAGUUAGUGUUAUUCUACGUCAAUGCAAUUUUUGUUCAUUUUGUCAAGACAUCCUGGUUGUGAAAUUGAGGUCUUUCAAUGUGAUUCACUUGUUUUUUCAUACAUCAUCUCGGUGUCAUGCAAUGCAUGAGAUAUUGGGGUUUGCUUUUUGUUUUUGAGAAUCAAUAAAUUUAAUUCAGAUAAUUAGCUUUUUAUGUUAAUUUCUUCAUUAACACUAUUAUUCUAAGUAGACUUGAAAUACAGCGGGGUAUAUUGAUUGAAGUACAUUUUGAAAAAAAAAUUCCAUAAAUUUUGUUUUGAAAAAAAAAAAUUCCAAUUUAUACCAUAUAUUUGACCUGUCUUUUGAUUUAAAUGAUAUUUUUAGAAAUAUACAAUUAUGAUAUAAAUAUCGUCUUUCCUUUUGUUUACAUGUCGUGGUCCUCAUGUUGCCUCAUAAACCGGUACGUGUUCUCAUUUUUCAAUUAUGAUAAAAGCAUGUUUAAUAUUGCUACAAUUAUUGCAUGGAACAAAAAUUAUGCACAGGAAAUAUACACGUAUCUGUGAGAUAUACAUAAGAAAGAAGCAAGGAAAAUUAUUUUAGAUGCAUUCCAGUGUACUUGAUGUUUUGCAGCCAAACAAUGUGUUCAAUUCUCCAUACAUUCCUCAUCUACUAUAUCAACAAACCAAAGAUUAGAUUUUAUUUUUUGGACAUUACUAGAUACAUUUUCUUUGUUCCAGUCAGCAAGUACAUGAAAUCAUGGUAAAGUAAAAUGGUGAUGCAUUUCUUACUUUUCCUUGAAGUAUGUCAUAUUCCACUAUCUUUUCUUUUUUAGUUACAAUUCCUUUACAAGUCUUGAGACAGACUGUGUACUCCUGUGUAAAAUUUUUUUUAUCUUUUUUGUUUGUUUUUUUCUUUUGAUUUUUUUUUUUGUACAUGAUUAUAAUACUCAGAAUUCAAGUAUAUGGGAAAAAGAUUUGUUUGUGUAUUAAAGAGACAUUUAAUUUUUUCUUAUCAUUCAUAGACUUGAAGAUUUUUCUCUCUCACUUUGAUCAUGUUUUAUUACUUGUAUUCACAUUUUCUAUUAACACAUGCUUAUUGUUCCGAGAGAAACAGAAUGCUUAAAUUUUGUAUUUAAUCGGGGAAAGUCGGUGAAAUUAAAAUGUUUGGCAUAUUCAGACAUUAGAAGUUUGCCAAUCACAGGGUAACAGAAACAAUGGUAUUAUUAUUACGUAUGUGGCGGUGGGGAUUGGAUUCAAAUGAGAUCAUGUAAUUUCCUCUCGUCUUUGUAAAAUUGAAGAGGAAGAAAUAUAGAUUCACAGUUGAUGAUAAAAUUUGUCUAUGAAUUGAAAUAUUUUUUUUCUCUGUUUUAUAUGAGUUUUCCGAUUGGCUUAUUCUGUGCAAUGUCUUUAAAGUUAAUGUAGCAACAGGCAGUGUUUGUUGAAUAACUAAACAAUCUUUGGGUCUUUGUUAAAAGAGAGGUGAAUUUGGCUUCUUGCAAAAAUUUACAUCUACUUAUUGUGAAAUUGUAUUGGAUGAUUUUAUAAUGCUGGUAUAUUACUGUAGAAAUAGUAGUCAGUGACCACAAUGUAAAGGAUACCAACAACUUUAAAAGAUAACAGUUUUUGUUACUACUAGUAUUACUGAGGAAAAUAAUGAAUAAUCCAGUCUAGUCAUAUUUUUGUAAAUUUUUGAUCCAUUACUGUAGAUUCCUUAUUUUACAUGGGUAUUUAUUAUCUCAAAAUGACUUAAAGAUGUCAAAAAAGCAAGGAUAUGAAUUCAGUUCAGUUCUGUUGAUUAAGAGUUUCCCCCCGUUUUUCAUUAAACCGAGUAAUUUUUUAUUACUGGUGGUGCUUCUCACUAAAUUACAUGUUAGUGUAUUCCUCCGCAUAUAUAUAGGAAUGAUGUCACAAAUGUAGACUUGAUUUGGUACAAUUCAUCUAUAAAUUAAUCUCAAGAAAAAACAUAUCAGCUGAGUACAUAGUUUGUACUCUAUCAUAUUAAUAUGUUUUCCCCUGGGGUCAAUGUAUCUGUGGAUUGACUGAAUGAAAAGGCUAUAAAUUGUUAUUACUCUGAUUUAUUUUACUUGCUUUUAACACUCAUCAUUAACUCAAGUAGAUCAGUUUUGCAAGGGUAAUUUCUCAACCAAUUAUAGCACUGUUUUUGUGAAACGAAAGUCUAGUUUAACCCAGAUUUUGUUACAGCGUAAUGUUUGUAACGUAGGUUUUGGGUACCUUUUUUCCAUCAUUUAGGUGUACAUGUUUUGUUUUAAAUAUAGCCAUUUAUAAUCUUGCCCCCCAAGAACUGAUUAUUGAUAAAAGACAUGGUUGUGCGAAAAUUAGUUGUUUUGUUGACAUUCCAAAAAUAUAUUGUUAUCAUGAAUUCUGAAUGUUAUGAAAUGAAUUUGUAAAUAUAUACUGUUACAACCUAAAAA
Messenger RNA from Ostrea edulis (European flat oyster), 5603 nucleotides. RefSeq lists its product as uncharacterized. The transcript has 5 exons. Bases 790 to 2667 code for a protein of 625 amino acids. NCBI's taxonomy places the organism in Eukaryota, Metazoa, Mollusca, Bivalvia, Ostreida, Ostreidae. The record is from RefSeq and is a predicted model, not a curated record. Gene Ontology annotation, biological process: signal transduction.